This is a messenger RNA of Carassius gibelio (silver crucian carp), 2476 nucleotides long. It is a transcript of the gene uxs1, whose product is annotated as UDP-glucuronate decarboxylase 1. The transcript is spliced from 15 exons. Gene Ontology annotation, molecular function: UDP-glucuronate decarboxylase activity; NAD+ binding. Gene Ontology annotation, cellular component: cytoplasm. Lineage: Eukaryota; Metazoa; Chordata; Actinopteri; Cypriniformes; Cyprinidae. Bases 606 to 1862 code for a protein of 418 amino acids. Gene Ontology annotation, biological process: D-xylose metabolic process. The record is from RefSeq and is a predicted model, not a curated record.
UGCUUAAUCCAUAACAGAAAGCAUCGCUUAUGCUAUCCUGCUCAGAGUAGCGUUAAAUGCUGUGGAGCCGCUUUAUUGCUCUGUCACGGAACUCUUGAUUAAUAACAUUGGAUCAUCGAUCAACCGCGAUCCUUGGACUAGACAGAGGAUUCAAACAGACACCAGUGAUACUGCGUCAAGUUAAUUAGCAUAUCUAGCUAAAGACGCUAACGCUUCAGGGCUGACUGACCUCAGAAAAUAUAACAACUGCCAAACAAAAUGCCGUUUUACUUUCUUUAACCGAAUAUCUGGAUUCAACCGGAUGCUUGCUGGACACAAAAACGCUGGACUAUCUAAACUGUCAGAUAUUGUUUUGACGCAGAAAUAGUUUUGAGAAGAAGUUAGCCUGGUUAGCUUUGGGCAGAUUCACAUACAGCAGCUGUUUAUUCUGAAACUGUCGUAUUUCAUCUUAUAAUUCAGUUGUCGUGUAUGUUUGGAUACUAGUGCAGUGUUGUAUCACUUGGAGCAGGCUACAGCAGUCAUCAUUUAGGCUGUGUGAGUGUGUGAUAGAUGCGAGUGAGAUGCAGUGGUGUUGAGGAAGAGCUCAAUGCCGUGUGUGCUGGAGGAUGAAGCGGAUGAGCUGGAUGAUCACAGUCAUUAACAGAAGAAUGAUGAAGAUCCUCAUCGCCCUCGCGCUCAUUGCCUACAUCGCCUCUGUCUGGGGAACCUACGCAAAUAUUAGGUCUCUACAGGAACACGGAGAAAUGAAGGUUGAGCAGAGGAUAGAUGAGGCAGUGGCACCUCUCAGGGAGAAGAUACGAGAACUUGAGCUCAGCUUUACCCAGAAGUACCCACCUGUGAAAUUCUUAUCCGAGAAGGACCGGAAGAGGAUUUUGAUCACCGGAGGGGCAGGAUUCGUAGGCUCGCACCUCACUGAUAAGCUGAUGAUGGAUGGUCAUGAAGUGACAGUGGUGGAUAAUUUCUUCACUGGCCGCAAGCGCAAUGUAGAGCACUGGAUCGGCCAUGAGAACUUCGAGCUGAUCAAUCACGAUGUGGUGGAGCCUCUCUAUAUUGAAGUUGACCAGAUAUAUCAUUUGGCCUCGCCUGCGUCACCACCCAACUACAUGUAUAACCCUAUCAAGACACUGAAAACUAAUACUAUUGGUACUCUGAACAUGCUAGGAUUGGCCAAGCGAGUCGGAGCUCGUUUGCUCCUCGCCUCCACUUCAGAAGUGUAUGGAGACCCAGAGGUGCACCCCCAGAAUGAGGAAUACUGGGGUCAUGUGAACCCUAUUGGCCCCCGGGCCUGUUAUGAUGAAGGGAAACGUGUUGCUGAGACAAUGUGUUAUGCCUACAUGAAACAGGAAGGAGUAGAGGUGAGAGUGGCUCGCAUCUUCAACACCUUUGGGUCUCGCAUGCACAUGAAUGAUGGGAGAGUGGUCAGUAAUUUCAUUCUGCAGGCUUUACAGGGAGAGCCACUGACGGUUUACGGUUCAGGUUCUCAGACAAGAGCUUUCCAGUAUGUGAGUGAUCUGGUGAAUGGCCUGGUGUCCCUGAUGAACAGUAACAUCAGUAGUCCAGUGAACCUGGGCAAUCCAGAGGAACACACUAUACUAGAGUUUGCACAGCUUAUUAAGAGUCUAGUUGUGAGCCGCAGUCAUAUUCAGUUCCUUCCAGAAGCACAGGAUGAUCCACAGAGAAGACGGCCAGAUAUCCACAAGGCCAAAAUGCUUCUGGGCUGGGAACCUGUGGUGCCACUGGAGGAAGGCUUGAACAAAACCAUCCAGUACUUCAGCCGAGAGCUGGAGCAUCAAGCCAACAAUCAGUAUAUACCCAAACCCAAAGCUGCGCGGAUGAAAAAAGGAAGACCCAGACACAACUGAUGAAUUGUGUUGAUCUCAGGGAUGCUGGGAUACUGAAGGACCUUAGACGUCCAGCAGCCAUUUUAUGGCGUGGGUUUCCCGCCUCCCGCUUUCAGAUCCAUCUUUUUGAGAAGAAAAAAAAGAGGAAUUUUUCUGAUGUUUUUCCCAAAUGUUUUGAAAAGCAGCUCAGGCAGAGAGCUGUCUCUAAAGAGUUUGUUUUUCAGUCAAAUGUGCCUCAAAGAUAUCCGAUUUACAGACUUUGCCUUGCACUUUGGUUUGUCAGUCGUCUGUCUGUUAUUUAAAGCAAGCUUAGAUCUUCGUGUGCAUUUUUUGUUGUGUUUACAUUCUGUGCCGUUUUAAUUGAUGUGAUCUAUUUUUUUAUCGUCGUCAAAGCUAGCGUAGAAAAUUAUGGAAAUUAGCGAUUGCAAACUAUUUAAAGAUCUCGAAUGUCUGGUCUGGAGCAGGAAAUUUGAGUACACGGAUGAAAAAAAAAAGCUUUGGAAAAUGUUCUUUCUGCUUUAAACUUUGUGAUGAUUUUGGGCAAAAUCUGCUGUUACCUUUGUGAAACUUCAUACAGAACUUUGAACCUAUAAUUGACUUCAGGUGAAAAUAUUUUAAUAAAAUAUUUACUGUGA